CGCACAUACACAAAACUAUGUGAUUUCGUAACGUUGUACGUGUACGUGGAUUAUAUAUGUAUAUGUAUAAAUAUAUAUACACGUAUAUUAUAAUAUUAUAAAAUGUGCGUGUGUGUGUGUGUGCGCGCGCGCGCGCGUGUGUGUUCAUACUUCCAUAAUCGAUUGUAAACUCGAAUAAUUUUUCUAAAUAUUAUUAUUAUUAUUAUUAUUAUUAUUAUUGUUGUUGUUGUUGUCGUCGUCGUCGUCGUAGCCUUUGUCGUUGCCGUUGUUGUCGUUGAUGUUGAAGAUCUAAGCGUAACGCCGCAGUCGUGUCCGCGCCGGCGGACGCGCGACCGCCCGCCCGCCAAAGAACGGCCGACUAAAAUGGCCCAAGCCCGAACGCGUUGAUCGUCGCCGGGCCAAAAACGAGACGAGCGUGGCGCGUCGGACACCGUUGGUGUGUGUUUGCAUAGCAUGACAUAUAUCAACAACGCAAUCAUGUUGAUCGAAGAAGAAGUCGCCGGCAACAUGUCGAACAAACACAACAGCAAGGUUCAAGAUAAAAAUAUUUGGAAAUCAUUGCGGACGCACAUUUUAUCUCGCCGCGAGAAGAACAAACAAGCUGAAGUUGAUGCUGAGGUGCUAAGAAAAAAAAAAAUGUGUAGAAUAUCAAAAAAUGCAAGAAAACAAAUUGUCAUUAGCACAGAUCAAUGGCCGUUUAUCUCAACUACGAGACAAACGUGAUGAACUUGAAGAAGAAAAACGUGCACUAUUGAAUCAGUCACAAGCUACUGAUGAUAGUAUGGCAACUUCUUUAGUAGUGCCUAAAACUGAUUCUAAUUGUGAACCUAUAAACAAUAAGACAGUAGUCACUAACAAUAUCAAUAAUGCUGUAGUUACAAAUCAUCGGUCAACCCCUUUACUUCAACAACAACAACAACAACAACAUUUAUAUAGACAACAAACUACAGCAGUAAAUGCACAGUCUAGUGCAGGAUCUCCUGCUGCAGGUAGCGGAUUAAGUCCAUUGGCACAACAGUCUUUGAUGAUGCACAAUUCCAGUACCAGUAACACUGGAGGUAGUAACCAAACAUUAUUGGUUUGUUCGCCAGCCACAAUUAAUGCUGCAAACAAUCAGAACAAUAAUGUGACUCGUUCUACUAUGUCAUUACCAGCUUCUUUAUCUAGCACAAUGACUUUUACAAAAUUUCCGACGCUGUAUAGCAGUAGUACCACUCAUUUAUUAGCGCCGAAUGUUGGAACCAGUAACAAAAUGGGUAGAACGCCAUCUCCCCAACCCCAAAAUAUACAGCAGCAAAACUAUCAACAGCCACAAAUUGUUGUACCUUUCCCUCCAUAUAAGCCAAUGAAUAGUGGUGGUAGCACUACUAAUAAUUUAAAUUCUACUGCUCCAGCUCCUGUAGUAAAUAGCAUAAAUCAGUCAUUAGCUACUGGAACCAAUAGCAAUUAUCCUAUUGAAAAUUCAAAUAGACGUGGAAAUAGAGAAGAUACUACACAGUCAUUUAAUAGAAAUGUUUGGAUAAACAACAACUGCAACAAUAGUAACAAAAACUCACAGCCUAAUGUCAGCAACUAUGGAUCAUUCUACCAACCUAAUUCUACUUCUGCAGUUAAUUACUGUGUCAAUAAUGGCAUUUUAUCUUCAGCCCCAUCAUUAUCCUCUGUAAAUACAGUAUAUAGUUAUUCUGGGCCACCACCGCCACCACCUCCGCCACCGCCACGAACAGAAUCAUCUAAUAGUGUUAAUUUAAGUGUGAGUACAGCUGGUGAUCAUGGAGCUCAGCAAAUACCAAAGCCUCUGUCUUCUCAUCAACACCACCAACCUCAUCACCAUGCACACUCCCAUCCACCUAUGUACAUGAGCCCAGGCAUUCGAAACCAAACUAGUAAUCACACAUAUCACCCUAAACCACCUCAUGGUGUCUACCCGGAUGAUAAGUUAGUACCUCCUCCGCCAUCUAAUUUUUAUCAACAGCAAGGCAAUAGAAAUAUUCAUUUGUCAAAUACUACAACAGUUACGUCACAACCACAUCAGAUGAAUCAAAAACCGCACAAUAUUGGUUAUCCUAUGCGACACCCCACAGCUGCAUCUCCAGCUUCCCAACUCUCUCCAGCAAUUAUUCAGUCGUCUCAACAACACGCCUCAUAUACUGUUCCGACAAGUUCAGUCACAGGGUAUUCAAAUAAACCACCUGCCACUGUUGUUUCAACUGCCGAUAUGCCUAGAUAUCAACAACAACCACCGCAAACGCCAAUGUCUAGACACGAAUAACAUUUGUAUCAUUAAUAAAUGUUGAUAGUUGACGAGAGUACAUAGAUUAAAUGGAAUUUAAUGUACUUUAAUGUAUUGCUUAGUCUUAAUAAUUUCUUAAACACUGAGUAUGAAAAAUACUGUGGUGUUGUUAUACAUUAUUAUUAUAAUUAUAUAUAUAUUUUUUUGUACUUUGUAAAUUUACACAUACUUUUUAAGUUGUUUUAUAUACGCGGGGGUAUUCAAUUAUAAUAUUGAUAUUUGUAUGUAUAAAAAUGAUUUUUAAAUAAUUCUUGAUAUAGUUUAAAUAUUUUAAUUGUAUAACUGAUUAAAUUAUUUAAUAAACUGAUUGUUUAAUUUGGUUACAUA
This is a messenger RNA of Acyrthosiphon pisum (pea aphid), 2620 nucleotides long. RefSeq names its product hybrid signal transduction histidine kinase A. The record is from RefSeq and is a predicted model, not a curated record. Bases 656 to 2272 code for a protein of 538 amino acids. The transcript is spliced from 10 exons. NCBI's taxonomy places the organism in Eukaryota, Metazoa, Arthropoda, Insecta, Hemiptera, Aphididae.